Molecule: messenger RNA, 906 nt
Organism: Priceomyces carsonii
Lineage: Eukaryota; Fungi; Ascomycota; Pichiomycetes; Serinales; Debaryomycetaceae
Exons: 1
Coding region: 1-906 (301 amino acids)
Biological process (GO): regulation of DNA-templated transcription
Cellular component (GO): histone acetyltransferase complex; nucleus
Molecular function (GO): histone acetyltransferase activity
Source: RefSeq, a predicted model, not a curated record
AUGGCGGCGGUGAUACAGCAUUUUUCAUCCAUAAACAAUGCGUUUAUCUCAACGGUUGACCAUUUACCAUGUGAUAUAGUGCGAUCUAUAUGGCUAAUUCAAUCAAUAAAUUUAUCUUUGAGUAAACAUAGGGCUGAAGUUAAAGCCGUACUAAGAAGAUUACAGCUAGACAUUAAUACUGAAGAAAAAGAUGAACUAACGAGUCAGGUUAUAGCACUCAAAGAAAAAAUCAAGAGUCUUGAUGAGGAAGGUAUAAUGGAGGCAGAAGCAUUACAUAAUCAAAUCAUGAUCCAUAGAUUAUCUUUAAUAGAGGAACUUGGUCAGUUGAGGACGCUUUUAGACGCUAAAAAAGAUGAUGCUAUAGAUUCUGAAGAAAAAGACGUGCUAAGAGAACAACUUAAGAAUCAUUAUAAACUUAACCCACUCAAAUCGCAAAGAGAAGCGGUGAAAGAGAGGGCUAACAAAAUAAAGUCUAAGUCGUCAGGCAUAAAGUUAGUACUUAAAAUGCCUAAAAAGUCAAAGACAAAGCUGGGAAAAGUGAAAGGUAAUGAUAGGAAUAAAAUCUCAAAGAAGAAGCGGAAAACAGCUAAGCUCAACAAAAACGUGAUGACUCCUUUGUAUGACGUAAUGCCACCAACUCCUCAGGUAGAAGUAGAUAACAAUGUGUAUUGCUUCUGCAAGCAACCAUCAUUUGGCGACAUGAUUGGAUGUGAUAACGAAGAAUCAUGCCCUAAUGGUGACUGGUUUCACUAUAAGUGUGUUGGACUAUUGAAUAGAGUUGAUGCGUUAAAGUAUACUACUGGGAAACAGAAGUGGUUUUGUUCGGACUAUUGUCACAAAAUAGUGGAGGGUAAAAAGAAGACUUCCACAGUAUACAAGAAGAAAAAGAAGAGAAAAAAUUGGUGA